This is a messenger RNA of Nicotiana attenuata, 2438 nucleotides long. RefSeq names its product chloroplast sensor kinase, chloroplastic. Bases 114 to 1976 code for a protein of 620 amino acids. NCBI's taxonomy places the organism in Eukaryota, Viridiplantae, Streptophyta, Magnoliopsida, Solanales, Solanaceae. The record is from RefSeq and is a predicted model, not a curated record. The transcript is spliced from 9 exons.
CCACAGCAAUAAGACCCUUGAGGACCAAUAGAAGGACGGCAUUGGACCAAUUUCCUCCAUGUGUGGACACCGAGCCACACAGCUUUCGCAUCCGAUCUAGCACAGUAAAGAAAAUGCUGCUCUCUGCAUUUCCUCCGCAGAAUCCAUUACCAUUAUCCAAUCCCACCCACCCACCUCCACCCCCACCCCAUCACCACCAACCUACCCUCCUCUUCUCCCCUACCUUCUACAAAGCAGCAACUACAGUUACUCACGCUUCUUCACAGAGACUACCACCACUUGCUCUCACCACUGCCGCCGCUACCUCCUCCACCUAUACUUCUCUCCGGCACGUCAGCGGCACGUGCUCCGAUGAUGAUUCCGACGGCGAUGGAGACUGUAUGGUUUCGUCGGCGUCAGCUGUUGCUGCGGCCAUACGGAAUGCUUCGACUUCACCGGUGGAGUUCGUGCAGAGGAUUGAAAAGGAUGACGGAGGCUUGGUAUUACCGAGUUCUGAUUUCAAGAGACUUUGCGUUGAACAAUUCGACCUCUUUCGCCGUAUAGUCCAUCCUCAGUCUGUUCUUUCCGUUUAUGUAAGACCAGCAGGUAGUUAUGUAAUGGACCAGCUAGAGUUGCGUCGCAUUACUUUUCAUCCACGUGUUAAUGCAACUGAUCUUGUGAUUCUAACUGGUAACUUUAGCAUUCCUGCGGGCUUAAGAGCGGCUGAAGCAGCUCUUUCGAGACAAGAGGCAGAAUUACUUCCUGAGCUUGGAGCUGUGGUGUUCCCUAUGGUAAAACACCCAUUUAUUGUUGGGUUUUUAGUUGCGGAACUCCCAAGAACUGCAUUUGAUAAGGGUGGGUUUAAUGUGAAAGCAUGGCCUGGCCAGGAGGAGUUCUAUUCCUUGCCUCCUAGCACGGAUUUGAAAUCGUUGAAUAUCCAAACUUCAACUGACCACUCCUUUGAGAUGUUAAAAUUCACAGCUGAGCAAAGAUUAAAUGCUAUAAAUAUUUCCCGUUCACUUGCAAUGGCUUAUGUCAUGGAUCAGAAAGCAAUUUUGCUCCAACAGUCCACCUGGCAAAAUAAUAUCAGGAUGAGCAAUUUGGUUGAGCAAAUUCGGGGUUCGCUUUCCAGUAUUCGAACUUUGAGUAAGAUGUUAUCUUCUCAGAUUAGAAAGAGUGAGAUUUCAUAUGAUAUUGUUCAAGACAUCUUGGAGCAAGGUGAUUGCUUGAGUGAUUCUCUUAAGGGACUCCAGGAUGCUGUUUCCCUAACAAAGGCUAAUAUAAUGCGUUAUAGUGAAGAAACAUUGAAAAAGAUGCCUAAAUCAACUCAUCCUGGUCGUGAGUCGGUGAGGUCUCAGUUAUCCAGUAACUUGUCUGAGGAGCAAGAAUCUCUCUCUUUAAAAUCCAAGGAUCUAGAAAUGCCGAUGCCACCUCUUGCUCUAGCACCUUUACGCCAGGAAGGAAUCAGACCAUGCAAUGUUUCUGAUGUACUGGUGGAUUUGGUGGGAGCAGUGGCGCCUUUAGCACACGAGCAGAGGAGAGCUGUUUUACUUUCUGAGGUUCCGAGAACUUUACAGGUGCCCAUUGAAGAGCCUGCUUUACGACAGGCAUUGGGUAAUCUGAUCGAGGGUGCUUUAUUGCGUAUACAAGCUGGUGGAAAGGUUGAAAUUGUUGCCACUGGAGCACCUGCAGGGGGUGCUCUUGUUAUAAUUGAUGAUGAUGGCCUUGAUAUGCACUAUAUGACACAGAUGCACUCUCUAGCACCUUUUGGGGCAGAUCUAUUUUCUGAAGAUAAGGUAGAGGAUAACAUGACAUGGAAUUUUGUGGCUGGACUAACUGUUUCACGAGAAAUAUUGGAGAGUUAUGGAUGUGUCGUGCGGGUGAUCUCACCAAGAUUAACAGAUGCUGCAAUUGGAACUGGGGGAACCCGUGUAGAACUCUGGUUUCCCUCUUUAUCUUCUUCAUCUGUCGUAAAUGGCCCUUCUCAUGAGGAUUAACAAAUACUGGGAACUCCACUGUCAUUCAUUCAGUUGUUGAAAGAACAUGAACAUACAAAAAAUUUCCUGCUUAAUCCUCUGCGGAUGCUGAGAUGGAAAAAUUUAAAAGAGCAUGUACUUUUCUGAUUCAUCUAGAGACACAAAUUUACCAAAUGACUAACUUCUCUCCUACUGGAACUGAGCAAAAUGUGGAAGGUAUAGCGAAUGAUACUAGAAGGCUCCUUUUGGCUUUGUCAACCGCUUUCUCUCGUUGUUCAAGCCUUCUACAGAAAAAACAAUGCAAGAAGACUCUUUUGUAUAUAUUAUAGCGUAGUAGCUGUUCCCUUUUACGGUCUAUUAUCUGUUGUGUUGCUCACAAUAUUUUGAUUGACUAUGGACCAGUUACAUGGACAGAAUUCGCCAGUUGUAUAGAUCAGUAUACGUCUACAGAUGCUCCAGAUGAAACUUUUUGCAUUGCUGGGA